CAGAAGUGAACCGUCAUUCUGACAGCGUCUAUUUUGAAGACAAGUAAGUCAACGGUCGACUCUCUUCGCAUCUAAACCAUGGCAGACAAUCCAAUGGAGCGUGGACAGCAGGAAAACAUGGCCCUGAUUCUUCAGGCGGUGAUGAAAAAGUUGGAAGACCAGUCCAAACUGAUCCAAAAUCUCCAGGGUCAGCGUCUGCAAGAAGCCGCGGCAGGCCCGUCUAACAGCAGCCGGCCGGAGAGCGGAGAUGGGCGCGUCCCCCGCGGCACCAAACGCCGACGGAGGACUGCGUCAAAAGUGCCACACAAAUGCAGGGAUGAUGUGCGGAAAAUGUACCGAGUCUUGGUGGAUGGCCAGAACGAUUUUGAUGGGUUUGACUUGACUGAAAGUGUGAGUUCACCCACCAACGACAGCGUCAUCACAGCCCUGCGGGCCGAGGUGGUCAAGGACUACGGCGGGGCGGAGAAAUGCCCCUUCUCUCCCAAGGAAAUGAGAGACGCUGCGGUACGGUACUUUCGGUCCCAGCGGGACGACAAGGUGCGGCGAGAAAAGGGAAAGAUGACAGCACACAGGGCUUCCAUUAGGAAGCGACAGCGUCUCGUGCAGAAAGUGGAGCGCAGGAGCCGCGCCCUGGAGAAGGCACAGGACUGGACGGAGAAAAGCAAGAAGAGGGUGGAGGAGUUCCUACAUGAAGAUUUCAUGUCGUCUGAGUCCAGUGGAGAAGAGGACCAGGAGGGAUACACCGUCCGCCGCCUCGCCUGGGAGUCGAAGUCUCUCAGGAAGCUGAAAGACUCCCUGGAUGAGGUUUGCCCACAGAGGGGUGUUGUACGGGUUGAAUCGACAGUGCUGUCUAAUAGGGACAAACCCGAAGGCACCCCCGCGUGGGCAAUCACGCGGAGGCGGCAGGCGGACAGGGGUCCCAACCUGGACGACAGUCUGACCGAGUGACUGUAGGCACGCUUAUGGACCGUGACGUUAGGUUUAGAGUCAGUGUUAAGGGUUAAGGUUAGGGUUAAUGAUGUCGCUAUGUCAGUAAUGUUAAAUAGGCCUAGGGUGGGAGCACACUGUAGUGGUUCAAGUGUAGUGAAGUAACGUAUACAUGUAGCUUGGAUAGUAUUGCAAUGAUGUAGCAAUGUAGUAAUGCGUGUUUAAGUUGUAAAAUGUGGGAAGGAAUAUCAAUGUAAUGGUGUCAUGUUUUUUUAAAGUUAAUUUUCGCAUACUUUCUCACAAUUACAGUUGAGUGACUUAUCAUGUUGAGUGACUAUUAUGUUUCCAAAAAUACAUUUUUUUUCUAAACGCA
This is a messenger RNA of Branchiostoma floridae (Florida lancelet), 1300 nucleotides long. RefSeq lists its product as uncharacterized. The transcript has 5 exons. Lineage: Eukaryota; Metazoa; Chordata; Leptocardii; Amphioxiformes; Branchiostomatidae. Bases 79 to 948 code for a protein of 289 amino acids. The record is from RefSeq and is a predicted model, not a curated record.